Messenger RNA from Acanthosepion pharaonis, 825 nucleotides. The record is from the annotation of a GenBank genome assembly. NCBI's taxonomy places the organism in Eukaryota, Metazoa, Mollusca, Cephalopoda, Sepiida, Sepiidae.
AUGUUUUACUCGUUUUUUCUUUCUUUUUCUAUUUGUUACUCAUUUUCUUUUUUCUUCUAUUUUUCUACAUACAUUUUCCUUUUUUUUCUUUCAUCAGUUUUUGACUUAUUUUUUUCUUUUUUUAUUGUUUUACAUAUUCUUUCUUUUGGUUUCUUCUAUUUUUCUACAUAUUGUUCUUUGUUUUUCUUUCUUUUAUUUUUAAUUAUUUUUCUUUCUUUUUCUUUCUUUCUAUUUUUCUUUAUCUACUUGUUACUCAUUUUCAUUCUUUUUCUUUCUUCUAUUUUUCUAUAUAUUUUUCUUUGUUUUUUCUUUUCUUUUUUAAUUAUUUUUCUUUCUUUCUAUUAUUCUUUAUCUACUUGUUACUCAUUUUCAUUCUUCUAUUUUUCUACUUUUCUUUCUUUAUCUAUUUGUUACUCGUUUUCUUUCUUUCUACAUGUUUUUCUUUCUUUUUUCUCCUAUUUUUUUUCAUAUUUUUCUUUCUUUUUUUACUUAUUUUUAUUUCUUUUUUCUCCUAUUUUUAUUUCUUUUUUCUCCUUCUAUUUUUCUGUAUAUUUUCUUUUUUCUUCUAUUUUCUAUUUAUUUUUCUUUCUUUUUUCCUUGUAUUCUUUUUACAUAUUUUUCUUUUUUCUUUCUUCUAUUUUUCUAUAUAUUUUCCUUCUAUUUUUUACUCAUUUUCUUUCUUUUUCUCUAUUUGUUCCUCAUUUUCUCUCUUUGUACUUAUUUUUCUUUAUUUUACACAUCCACACACACACACAUACACUGCGACAGCAGGUGUAUAUUCAACAAAAGCAGACAAAACCUUUAUUUUUAUCGUCUUAUGAAUAA